AAAAGCUGCUACAAUUUCUUUCUCUCACCUUCUUUUUUUUGGUCUCAUAAAUAUUUAUUACGAACUUUUCCUUUCAAAAAGUUAUUUUGAAUUACCAUGAAUAUCGACGAAGUAGUACAAUUAAAGAAAUCGUUAGCCAAAGCGAUCAGCGAAGAGAAGACCUCUGCUAUCCUUGGAAUAAUGAAGCAAUUCAACGAUGAUGUAGUUGCAACAAAAGAGUUGUUGAAAAAGACAGAUAUUGGAGUCUUUAUUGGAAAACAACGUUCACACCCUAACGCAGAUAUUGCAAGACUCGCUAAAGAUAUUGUUAAAAAAUGGAAAACUGCAGUUCAACAAAGUGAUCCAUCAAAAUCAAUUUAUUCACCAAAAACCAAUUCUGACACUGUCAAAGUUGACGAUGGUGGCUUUGUUAAACCACAACCUAUCGAUAGAUCUUCGAUCAAGAUUAAGCGUGAAAAUUCUCAAGGAGAAAUAAGUACCCCUUCCCCAAGUUUGGCUAAACUUGAGAAUUCUUUUAGUGAAAAUAGUUCACCAUCACCGAGUACUCCAAAAUUAGAAAACGAUAGAGUUAUUAAUAAUAAGGGUGACCGAUCUUUCAAAAAAGAUAAUGUCGGGUAUAGCACAGGAGAUAGUACACGUGAUAAAUGUAUAGAAUUAUUAUAUGAUUCAUUGGCAUUUGAUUCAAACAAUGGAAUUGACAUAAUUCUUAAUCGUGCUAAAAAAAUAGAGCAAAUGGUUCUCGAUCAAUUUGAUGGAGAACCUGAAAAACAAUAUCGUGAUAAAUUGCGUGGUAUGAUUUCCAAUCUCAAGGAUAAAAAGAAUCCAGGUCUUAGAAAGGGUGUUGUAUCUGGAGACAUUACAGUUCAGAAAUUUUGCGUUAUGACUAAAGAAGAAAUGGCAUCUGAGGAAAAGAAAGCCCGAGAUCGGGAAAUUCAACAAGCAAACCUUUUCAAGGCAAGAGGUGCGGGACCAACACAAGCAGAAACAAACAUGUUUCGUUGCGGAAAGUGUGGAGAAAGAAAAACAACUUAUUUUCAAAUGCAGACUCGAAGUGCUGAUGAACCUAUGACAACAUUUGUCACAUGUAUAGUUUGUAACAAUCGAUGGAAGUUCUGUUAAGCUUGUCAUAAUCAAAAGGCACAUGUAUUUAUAGCAAAUAAUCCCAUCAUUUUAUUUUUAUAUUGUUAAUAUAAGGAUGUAUGUGAUUAUUUGGAAAAUAGAUUAUUGAUAGAUAUAAUUUCCGUUAAUAAAAUGUAUCAAUUACAUAUGUCCUAUCAGUAAAUUAGUUUGUAUUCAACCGCCCCUCUAGUAAGUAUGAAAAAAGAAUAUUGUUGAAUCAAACUUUAAUAUUACUGUUUAAUUUAGUUAUAUAUAACUUAAGGCAACAAUAAAAAAAUAUAUGUAUUUCUU
Messenger RNA from Rhizophagus irregularis DAOM 181602=DAOM 197198, 1410 nucleotides. RefSeq lists its product as uncharacterized. Gene Ontology annotation, molecular function: RNA polymerase II transcription regulatory region sequence-specific DNA binding; zinc ion binding. Gene Ontology annotation, cellular component: nucleus. The record is from RefSeq and is a predicted model, not a curated record. NCBI's taxonomy places the organism in Eukaryota, Fungi, Glomeromycota, Glomeromycetes, Glomerales, Glomeraceae. Gene Ontology annotation, biological process: transcription elongation by RNA polymerase I; transcription elongation by RNA polymerase II; regulation of mRNA 3'-end processing.